Molecule: messenger RNA, 1050 nt
Organism: Pseudovirgaria hyperparasitica
Lineage: Eukaryota; Fungi; Ascomycota; Dothideomycetes; Acrospermales; Acrospermaceae
Product: putative HAD superfamily hydrolase
Exons: 2
Coding region: 119-985 (288 amino acids)
Molecular function (GO): phosphatase activity
Source: RefSeq, a predicted model, not a curated record
GUAUUUUGGAACUUGAGGUCGUCGCAUAGCAUCAAUUUACUGCAAUUCCAAGACCGUACCGUUGUCGCAUUUCCUCUUACCUUACUUCAGAACCUCCAGAGCCUCCAGAAACCUCGCAAUGCCCCCCAAAGCCGCCCCUGCGCCCAUCCGGGCCUGUCUCUUCGACAUGGACGGCCUCCUCAUAAACAGCGAAGACCUCUACACAAUAGCCACAAACGAAGCCCUCCUCCACUUCGAUCCAGGCCACGAGCCGCUCCCAUGGCCCAUCAAAGCGCAACUGCAAGGCCGCCCCGCGCCCCAAGCAACCGAGAUCUUCAUGGCAUGGGCCAACAUCCCUGUCUCGAUAGCCGACUUCCACAAGCACACAGCGACGCUCCAGGAGAAAUACUUCCCGCGCACGGAAGUGUUGCCUGGCGUGCAGGAGCUGGUCGAGAAACUGGCGGGCAACGGCGUGCGCAUUGCGCUGGCGACAAGCAGCACGACGCGGAACUUCGAGCUGAAGACUGCGCAUUUGGGCAAACUGUUCGACUUGUUUCCGCCUCGCCAGCGGGUGCUGGGGGAUGACAGGCGCGUAAAAGCUGGGCGGGGCAAGCCUGCACCGGAUAUCUUUCUUGUGGCGCUGCAGACCAUUAACGAGGAGCUGAAGGGAAAGGGCGAGAAGCUGAUUACACCGGAUGAGUGUCUGGUGUUUGAGGAUUCCGUGCCAGGCGUGGAGGCGGGACGGAGAGCUGGGAUGCAGGUCGUUUGGUGUCCGCAUCCUGGUUUAUUGGGAGAGUUCAAGGAUCAGCAAGAGCUGGUUCUUGCGGGACUGACAGGGGAGCACAAGGGUGGUGAUGCGUCGCCGGAGCCGAAUGAACUUAUUCCGCAAGGCACUCGGUCGAUAGGAACUCCCGGGGAUAUCGACGAUGGUUGGGCAACUCUGCUCGGCACUCUAGAGAAUUUUCCGUACGCGCGAUACAGUAUAGGAGAAAAGAGUGCUCUAUAGAUAUAUAGUUAGCACACCACUUGAGCAUUAUACAUAGAAACGAGCUAGAGUCAUUGUGAUCAUCG